Molecule: messenger RNA, 2380 nt
Organism: Corapipo altera (White-ruffed manakin)
Lineage: Eukaryota; Metazoa; Chordata; Aves; Passeriformes; Pipridae
Gene: RBBP8NL
Product: RBBP8 N-terminal like
Exons: 13
Coding region: 1-2025 (674 amino acids)
Biological process (GO): DNA double-strand break processing involved in repair via single-strand annealing; double-strand break repair via homologous recombination
Cellular component (GO): site of double-strand break
Molecular function (GO): Y-form DNA binding; flap-structured DNA binding; damaged DNA binding
Source: RefSeq, a predicted model, not a curated record
AUGACCACAGAGAGUUUUGCAGAGUUCCUGAACAAGCUCAAGGAAAUCCAUGAGAAAGAGGUCCAAGGUCUGCACAGCAAGCUGACAGAGCUGACGACGGAGAAGUGCCGCGAUGCUCAGAGAAUUGAAGAGCUGUUUGCUAAAAAUCACCAAUUGAGAGAACAACAAAAGGUCCUUAAAGAAAAUGUAAAGGUGUUAGAAAACAGACUGCGAGCAGGUCUCUGUGACAGAUGCAUGGUCACCCAGGAGCUGGCCAAAAAGAAGCAGAAUGAGUAUGAGACCUCCCAUUUCCAGAGCCUGCAGCACAUCUUCAUCCUCUCUAAUGAGACAAAUCGCCUGAGGGAAGAGAACAAAACUCUCAAGGAAGAACUGAAGAAGCUCCGGAGCCUGGAGGACAGGGCAAAGAACCCAGGAGUCACCUCCAGAGAAAGCAGCUCCACGCCAAGCUCCCCAUUGCCUUUACUGUCCCCGAUGAGCAGAAAUGUUGGCAGUGAGAAAGGAGCUCACAGGGAAGCAGAAGAAGCCCACCAUGAUGUGGCAGACCUUGAACUGGGAGAAGAAAAGCCUGCAGCACAGAAAAGCUCUCCAAGCAGCAGGACUUCCCCAGGCACUGUCCUCCAAGAAGUCAGCCUUGCAGAAAUGGCAUCCCAGAGGAUUUCCAACCAGCUGCAUGGAACCAUUGCCCUGGUGAGACCUGGUUCCAGGCCCUGUCUUCUGGAAAAAAGUCCUUCAGGGACAGCAGUGUCCCCACCAGCGAGGAAGACUCCUCUCCCUCCGGAGCGCGAGCACAGCCCCAGCCUUGAGGCUUAUUUAACAGCAAGCAAACUUGACUCCCCCAAGGCUGCUCCAUCCUACGAAAACCUCAAACUGACCACCCGGAGAGAGCAGCUCUGCCUCCUCCACAAGCACCUUUCCCUGCACCAGCUGGGGCUGGCGAGUCACUGCACCUCGGCUGAGCGGGAUGGCAGCAGCUUCUCCAGCCAUUUGCUCAGGACCAAAGAUGCCGAGGGCAGGACACGGUCACGCGACGGCUGGGAAGAUCAUGCAGCCUUGCUGAAGCUCCCUGCCACCAUGGUGUACGUGAGGGAUCAGCACCUGGAAGAAAAACUGCACCUCCUCAAGCACCGGGAGAGGCUGCAGCACCUCCUCAUGCAGCAGUGCCAGCCAGGCCAGCGGGCAGAGGGAGACACCAAGCUCACACCUGAGGAGCGGCCCCUCUCCCCGUGGCUGAGCAUCGCGGCGGGAUGCAAGGAGGAAAGGUCCUUCCUGGAGGAUGCCGCGGAUGCGAAGGAAGAGAAGGAGCUUUGGCUGAGCCGAGAUCGCCCCGAGCUCCGAGUAAAGGUGAAGGAGGCAAGGGAUGAUGAUGCAGACACGCCACUGGAUCUGUCAGACUCCGGCCGUGGCAGGGAAUCAGACUGGCACCACCGCCGGGAGCUGCGGGGGUGCGGCAGCCCCGGGGAGAGCCCCGCUGAGCUGACAGCCCGCGGCCCUAGCGGGAGACACAGGGCACAGCGGGACGACCUGCGCUACCCCUACCACUGGCCCAGUGCCACCCGGGCACUGCCUGGUGCUGCCAAGCAGGAAGAGGAGGAGGAAGAGGAUGCAGCUGUGCUCACGCUCUCACGGGCACAUCUGACAAACAGCUCCACACCGAGCAACCCGGAGGCCCUUCCUGAAUCUGGGGUGAGACGGGAUGUGAGUGCACAGAAGGGAGAACCAGAUGACAAUGAUGCUGAGUCUGGGAAGCAGGAAUCCGAUGAGCCAGACACAACGGACAGCGAGGGGGCUGCCCCAUAUGAAGACGAGAUCCUACAAGAAGCCGAGGCUGAUGGGAAAUACUUUUGCACCAAAGACAAAGCUCAUGUGCAACAGAAGAGAAAAAGAGGACAGGAACUUUGGCCGAAAGGAGCUAAGAAGUCAAUGAGAGGAAGAAAGAAAAUCAAAGUGGAGCAAUGCUCAGUGGGGAUCACAAAGGAACUGGAGAAUUGCUCUGCUUCCCACAACGAUACCUCUGAGGAGAGUUAACAGCAGGGCAGGAUGAAGCGACACGGAGGGCUCGGAGGCCUCAGCAUCCCACCCACACUGGGAGUGAAUCCGUCUGUCAUGCUGGGCCUGGCAGUGGGGAAUUCAUAAGGACCCACUAAUGGGUAGAGCACUCAGAAACUCCUCACUCAGUGCUCCAGGAAAGGCUAGGCAAGGAAGAGCCAUGCAGGUGAUCCCCAGAGCAGACAGGUCACUGCUGGUGGAGCAGCACAUUCAGCAACCCCAGGUCUGCACUGGAGCAGACCCUCAGACUGGUGCUAAGAAGAGGAAACAUCUCUUUGCAGCACUCACCCUGGAUCAGAACAAUGAUUCUUCCCUGGGAUUUCAUGCUUGGAGA